AUGGUUUUAGGUGCGGGUGCUGAACAUUAUAGUCGUGCCAGUAAAAACGUUUACUAGCAGUACUUUUAAUAUUGUAACCAGAGAGGUUUCAAGUGCCGUGUGGAAUCAUGUUCUACAUUGAUUCCCAUUAAAACAGCACGCAUUUUUCUGUCACUUGUCAAGACGCAGCAUCACAGACACAGCAUCACAGACACCGCAGGACACGACUAGCAGCGGAACGACAGAGGAAGGCGAACAUUGUGAGGAUAUCUGGAUUUUUAUCGGUGUUACUGGUUAUUUUCUUAGCAUUAGAAAUGUUUCAGGACCACUGGUUUGGUAUCUGUUAGGAAUAGGUUAUUCUAGUUGAUGAAAUGACGAAGAUAUGUUAUAUAAGGCGAAUAACGGAGAUCAGACAGAAUUUAACGUUGGCCUCACAAGKAUCGCAUGUGAUACCUCGACUGUACUGCUCUCUAGUAUGGCACAUCUUUAGUUUAGGUAGCUAUCCAGAUAGCUAAUAAUACUUACUGGAUUUGUUUUUAUUGGAACACGAACGUGAUUUUACAGUUACAUCUAAUCUCUAAUAGAUUCAACUGACGUUAGCUAGUUUGGUAGCCGUUUUAAAUGCUGGUGUAUCCGGUAUUGUGUACAUUUAAUUUAGCGAGCUAGGCGUCUAACAAGCUAACGUUACCAACAUUUUGAUGUAGUAUGCGUAAAAGAAGAAUUGCCAAAAUUCUGGCCAAUGUUUACUAGGUCAUAGAAUACAGUAGCUUGUAAUUCUAAUAAUUAUAGCUACGUAAUUAACGUUGGCUAUUAAAUAAAUCCAGCCGGUUUACCCAUGGUUUUUGUAGGUUUAUAAUCCAAUCAGACAUAAAUUGUCUUCAUGUGAAAUGAGCCCACGUCCUAAUUUAGAAACAAAGAAUUAACAUUAGGCCACUUGAGACUAGGUUAAGCUGCUUAAKGUUUUUUUUUUAGUUUUUAGUUUAGCUUUAUAACUAGCUAGAUACAGUAGCUUGAAAACGUCGGGAUCUUGCCUGGCUACCUUCUAAAUCGCCGUUUUCCGUGCCGCCACAAUGGACAGUCACACGGAUGAUGACAGUAUGAGAGUCGGGGAGGUGGAACCCAUGCCUGGCUAUACGGGUCUCGUAACGAGAGCGUCUGCUGUGAUGCUCAAUGCCUUGAGAGACUGCAGCGCGUGCGGUCUAGAGCUCUCUAAAAGGACGCUCCUGGAUAACGCUUAUAUUACAUGGACCGAAAUCGGCCUUUUCUUCAUGUGCGCCGUUAUGUGGACGCAGAUACGACGGGGACUAACAGAAUGUCUGUUCAAGCCGUUUGCACAAUGGUGUUGUCUCCAGCCCAAAGAUACUGCCAAGAUGCCAGAGAGCGCGUGGAAGCUGGUCUUCUACACCAUGUCCUGGUCCUACAGCACCUACCUGCUCUUCUUCACCAACUAUACCUUCUUCCAUGACCCGCCCUCUGCAUUCUAUGACUGGAAGCGUGGCAUGACGGUGCCCACGGACAUCGCCAUCGCCUACCUGAUCCAGGGCAGCUUCUACGGACACUCCAUCUACGCCACGGUCUACAUGGAUGACUGGAGGAAGGAUUCUACCGUCAUGGUGGUGCACCACGUUGUCACUCUGGCCCUCAUCACCUUCUCCUACGCUUUCAGAUUCCACAGCAUUGGGUUACUGGUGCUGUUCCUCCACGACAUCAAUGACAUCCAGCUGGAGUUCACCAAGCUCAACGUCUACUUCAAGACCCGGGGAGGGGACUACUACCUCAUCCACGACAUCCUGUCCAACAUGGGCUCUGUCAGCUUCAGCAUCACCUGGUUUUGGUUCCGUCUCUACUGGUUCCCUCUGAAGGUUCUGUACGCCACCUGUGUGUCCAGCCUCCAGUCCGUCCCAAACAUUCCCUUCUAUUUCUUCUUCAACAGCCUCCUCUUGACACUCCUCUGCAUGAAUAUCUACUGGUUUUUGUUCAUAGUGGCGUUUGUAGCGAAGGUCCUGACGGGGCAGAUGAAGGAUGUGAAAGACCUGAGGGAGUACGAGGGUGAGGAGGGAGCUCAGAGGGCUGCAGCCCUGCUCAAGGCCCAGCAGCGGCUGCAGAGUGAAGAUGCAGGACAUCUCAACAACUCUGCUGAAGGGAAGCACGUGCAGAACGGGAUCACCAAGGAGAAGCAUCUAUAAAGGCCUCUCUAGUUCCACCUACUGGCACGACCUAGAUUGUUUCAGACUUAGGUCUAAGUGACUCUAGGGGUCUCGAGAAAAGGAUGAAAAAACAAUUGAUCACUUUUAUUUCUUUUUUUCCCCCGUCGUGUUCUAUAGAUUUUUUUAUUUUAUUAUAUCACUGGGAAUGUUAUUUCAGGUGACAUUUGUCUUAUAUUAACAUUACGUUUGAAGAAAAAGAAAAAAGUGUGAGUUUCAGGAAUGUUCUCUUGUGUAGCCUACCAGAAUGUUUAGAAUUAGUGUUAUCUAUAACAAACACUCACCAGACAAGGUUGAGCUACUGAUGUUUAGGCCUCUAGUCUAGACCUAUACAAACUAGAUAACGUGCACACGUUAGAGGACUAAAGCAUUCACACAGUAACCAUGUCAAAGGUCAUCUCUAGUAGAGAGAGACCUGUCUUUUUAAAGAGCAUUCCUCUUAAAAGCGUAGUGGCUUUUUUAGUUUCUACCUCCUCUUAUUCCAGGAGUGAAGGCUAAAAUACUAAAGGGAAGUAUUGCAUCAUGUCACUACCGCGGGUGUGAGAGAGUGCAUGUAAUUGGCUGGCUUUGUUUUACCAACGUGUAUUGAUUUUCAUAUCAUUGCACAGGUCGAUAGUGAACACAGCCAUUACCACAGCCUGACCUGCAUUAUUUGAAGAGCCACGUCAGUGUAGUAUUGAUGUGUCUUGCAAAUGUGAAUUACUCGUGUUCAGAUUUUGAAGGGAAACAUAAACCUUUCAACUUUUUUUUUUUUUGCCGUCGAUAAAUAUGCAUAAGAAAUAUUGCUUGCAUUCCUGUAUCGGAAAUGUAUUGUCACAUUUUCUGUUUUUAUAGCAUCUGUUGUUGCACUGAAAUGAAGGCAUACAAGCUGAUAGCUGGUUAAUGACAGCUGAUAUACAAUACCAGUCAAAAGUUUGGACACACUUACUCAUUCCAGGUUUUUUCUUUUUGUAAAAUCAUAGU
Molecule: messenger RNA, 3146 nt
Organism: Salvelinus sp. IW2-2015
Lineage: Eukaryota; Metazoa; Chordata; Actinopteri; Salmoniformes; Salmonidae
Product: ceramide synthase 1
Biological process (GO): ceramide biosynthetic process
Cellular component (GO): membrane
Molecular function (GO): sphingosine N-acyltransferase activity
Source: RefSeq, a predicted model, not a curated record